Molecule: messenger RNA, 1295 nt
Organism: Pyrus x bretschneideri (Chinese white pear)
Lineage: Eukaryota; Viridiplantae; Streptophyta; Magnoliopsida; Rosales; Rosaceae
Product: protein rough sheath 2 homolog
Exons: 1
Coding region: 35-1156 (373 amino acids)
Source: RefSeq, a predicted model, not a curated record
UUCUCUCAAUUCCGGCGGAAGACAUGGCGAUGAAAUGAAGGAGCGGCAGCGCUGGCAACCGGAAGAAGACGCCUUGCUGCGAGCCUACGUGAAGCAAUAUGGGCCGAAAGAGUGGAGCCUGGUCUCCCCGCGGAUGGGGAAGCCCCUCCUCCGUGACCCCAAGUCCUGCCUGGAGCGGUGGAAGAACUACCUGAAACCCGGCCUGAAGAAGGGCUCGCUCACCCCAGAGGAGCAGGCCCUCGUCGUCUCCCUCCAGGCAAAGCACGGCAACAAGUGGAAGAAGAUCGCCGCCGAGCUCCCCGGCCGCACCCCUAAGCGCCUCGGCAAGUGGUGGGAGGUCUUUAAGGAGAAGCAGCUCAAGUUGCAGUCUCAGAGGCAAAAGAACAAACACCUUCUGUGCAAUACAUCGUCGUCGUCGACCCAGCUGCCACCGGAUAUGAAUAUUGCGGUCGCCGGAAUUGGAUCUCCGGAGAAGGCCGUUAAGGGUCCCUACGACCACAUACUGGAAACCUUCGCCGAGAAAUACGUCGUCCAGCCAAAGGUUUACGGUGCUGCGUUCCAGUCCACCACCAUGAUGCAAGAACCCGACCCGGUACUUUCACUCGGGUCGGUCGGCUCCACCGCGACGUCCGUAACUGCACCUUCCGUUAUGCCUCAGUGGAUGAACAUUAACCCGUCGUCAACAACGUCAUCCACGUCCUCCACCACCCCUUCGCCUUCGGUGAGCUUGACGCUGUCUCCCUCCGAUCCGGUUCCCGACACGGACCCGACCCGUUUUUAUCAGAUGGGCACUCUGAUUCAGCUGUGCAAAGAGGUGGAGGAGGGGAUGCAGAGCUGGAUGCAGCAGAAGAAGGAGGCGACAUGGCGGCUGAGCAGGCUGGAGCAGCAGCUGGAGGCGGAGAAGGGAAGGAAGCAGAGGGAGGCGGUGGAGGAAAUCGAGGCGCAGAUAAGGUGCUUGAGACAGGAGGAGGUGGCGUUGGUGGGGAGAAUAGAGAGGGAUUACAGGGAGGAGCUGAGCGCGCUGCAGAGGGAGGCGGAGGGUAAGGAGGCGAAGUUUGUGGAAGCUUGGUGCGGGAAGCAUGCGAAGCUGGCGAAACUUGUGGAGCUGAUUGCGGUCGGGGUUCGUAAUCAUGGGUUUAGCAGUAAACCAUGUUAAUUAGAACUAAUUAUGUGGUUUGGUUUAGGAAUUUUACUUGAAUUAACACUCUCUGCAACUUGUCAUCUUUCAUUUUCCUUCUCUUUUUUCUGUUAUUAGUGACAAAAAAUAUUCUUUAAAUAAAAGUUUUUAGAUAUAA